Molecule: messenger RNA, 1434 nt
Organism: Chaetura pelagica (chimney swift)
Lineage: Eukaryota; Metazoa; Chordata; Aves; Apodiformes; Apodidae
Gene: CELF4
Product: CUGBP, Elav-like family member 4
Biological process (GO): regulation of alternative mRNA splicing, via spliceosome; mRNA splice site recognition
Cellular component (GO): nucleus; cytoplasm; ribonucleoprotein complex
Molecular function (GO): mRNA binding
Source: RefSeq, a predicted model, not a curated record
AUGUAUAUAAAGAUGGCCACGUUAGCAAACGGACAACCAGACAAUACCAGCCUGAGUAGCAAUCACAGCAACCCCAGCACCAACGGGCAUAUGAACGGAUUAAACCAUAGUCCCGGAAACCCAUCCACCAUCCCAAUGAAGGACCACGAUGCCAUUAAGCUCUUUAUUGGGCAGAUCCCCCGUAACCUGGACGAGAAAGACCUCAAACCUCUCUUCGAGGAGUUCGGGAAGAUCUAUGAACUGACGGUGCUGAAGGACAGGUUCACUGGCAUGCACAAAGGCUGUGCCUUCCUAACAUAUUGCGAAAGAGAGUCUGCUCUAAAGGCCCAGAGUGCACUGCAUGAACAGAAGACACUGCCAGGGAUGAACAGGCCUAUCCAGGUGAAACCAGCGGACAGCGAAAGCCGAGGAGGUAAAAAGUGUUUGCGGAAACCACCUAGCAAAGACAGAAAACUCUUCGUGGGUAUGCUCAAUAAGCAGCAGUCAGAAGAUGAUGUGCGCAGGCUAUUUGAGGCAUUUGGCAACAUUGAAGAGUGUACAAUCCUUCGGGGACCCGAUGGCAACAGCAAAGGGUGUGCAUUUGUGAAAUAUUCUUCACAUGCGGAAGCCCAAGCAGCCAUCAAUGCCUUGCAUGGCAGCCAGACAAUGCCGGGAGCCUCUUCUAGCCUGGUGGUGAAGUUUGCAGAUACAGACAAGGAGCGUACAAUGAGACGUAUGCAGCAAAUGGCAGGACAGAUGGGCAUGUUCAACCCCAUGGCCAUCCAGUUUGGAGCUUAUGGCGCCUAUGCACAGGCACUGAUGCAGCAGCAGGCCGCGAUCAUGGCAUCGGUGGCGCAGGGUGGCUACCUGAACCCCAUGGCAGCCUUUGCCGCAGCCCAGAUGCAGCAGAUGGCGGCUCUCAACAUGAACGGCCUGGCAGCCGCCCCCAUGACACCAACCUCAGGUGGAAGCACGCCUCCUGGCAUAAGCAUCCCAUCUCCCAUUGGAGUGAAUGGUUUCACUGGCCUCCCGCCCCAGGCUAACGGGCAGCCCGCCGCAGAAGCCGUGUUUGCUAAUGGCAUCCACCCUUACCCAGCACAGAGCCCCACUGCAGCAGACCCCUUGCAGCAAGCCUACGCUGGAGUGCAGCAGUACGCAGGUCCUGCUUAUCCUGCUGCUUAUGGCCAGAUUAGCCAAGCGUUCCCACAGCCACCUCCUAUGAUCCCACAGCAACAGAGAGAAGGACCAGAAGGCUGUAACCUGUUUAUCUACCAUCUGCCCCAGGAGUUUGGGGAUGCUGAGCUGAUGCAGAUGUUCCUGCCUUUCGGUUUUGUGAGUUUUGACAAUCCUGCCAGUGCUCAAGCUGCUAUCCAAGCUAUGAAUGGCUUCCAGAUUGGCAUGAAAAGGCUGAAGGUGCAGCUGAAGAGGCCAAAGGAUGCUAAUCGUCCCUACUGA